AUGUGGCAGGUGUCGAGAGUGAACUGGCAGCGCCUGGAGUCGUGGCGGUAUGCGUCGAACAUCAACAAGUCGGCGAACAUGAAGCGGAUGCUUCCUGGUUUCCUGAUUGGCACGGGCAUGUUUGUGGUUGCCGUUGGUCUGGAGGCCAUUGCCAACAGCAAGAAGAAGAGCUCCCACUGA
Salpingoeca rosetta is the source of this 180-nucleotide messenger RNA. RefSeq lists its product as uncharacterized. Gene Ontology annotation, cellular component: mitochondrion. The coding region runs from base 1 to 180 and encodes 59 amino acids. Gene Ontology annotation, biological process: electron transport chain. Lineage: Eukaryota; Choanoflagellata; Craspedida; Salpingoecidae. The record is from RefSeq and is a predicted model, not a curated record. The transcript has 2 exons.